AUGAGGAUCGUUUUUAUAGUUGGUUUUGCAUUACUGCUGAAUGCCUUAGCUCAAGCUCAGAGUCAAGCUCCAGCCCAAACGCCUCCAGUUGUCCAGCAGCCACCUCAGCAAGCCGUACCAACACAACCCAAACCAGCUACGCAGCCAGCUCAACCUGCCCAGAAGCCAAUCCAUGCAGCUGUUCCAGUUCAGCAAGCCAAGCCUGCACCAGCUCAAGUACCUCCAGUUGCCCAGCAAGCUGCUCAACAAGCCAAUCAACAGAAGCCAGCAGCUACGCAGACAUCCCAGGCUCCCCCUGUCCAGCAAGCCCCUCAACAAGCCAAGCCAGCAGCUCAGCCUGUCCAGCAGCAAGCUCAGCCUAUUUCAGUCCAACAAGGUAAAGCUCAGCAAGCUGCUCAAACAGUCAAAUCAGCUACGCAGCCAGCUCCAGUCCAACAGGCUCCUCCUACUCAGCAAGCUGCUCAACAAGCCAAACCAGCAGCUCAACCUGUCCAACAGCACGUAAGUGCUCAGCCUGUCCCAGUUCAACAAGCCCAGCAAGCUUCACCUGCUCAACAAGCUGAUCAGCAGGCCAAACCUAUUCCUGCUCAACCUGCUCAAGGUCAACAAGCGAAACCAGCUCCAGCUCAGCCAGCUGUCCAACCGGUACAACAGGCGAAACCAGUCUCAAAUGCUCAGCAGGCCAAACCUAUUCCUGCUCAACCUACUCAAGCUCAACAAGCGAAACCAGCUCCAGCUCAGCCAGCUGUCCAACCGGUACAACAGGCGAAACCAGUCUCAAAUGCUCAACAGGCGACAUCUGCUCCUGCCUCAGCUGCAGCUCAAGUCCAGAAGCCAGCUCAGCCUAUUCCGCAAGCUGCACAAGUCAAACCAGCAGUUCAGCCAGCUCCAGUUCAGCUAGUUCAAACUCCGCCUGCCCAAGCUCCCGCUCCAGCUCCAGCGGCUCCUGCUCCAGCAAAGCCUCAAGCACCUGCUCCAGCUGCAGCUAAGCCAGUUCAGCAGUCACAAGCGGUUCCGGCAGUUAGUCCUCAACCUCAGGCAGCAGCGAAGUCAGCUCAAGCUCCUGCUCAGCAGGUCAAACCAGCAGAUCAGCCAUCUCCAGCUCAACAAGCUCAGACUCAAGUAUCUCAACCAGUUCAACCAGCUAAGCCAGCUCAAGCUAAUCCAGCUCAAGCUCAGCAAGCCAAACCAGCUCAGGCUCAAGCCACCCAGCCAGCUCAGCCAAUCCAGCAGCAACCAGCUACGCCAGCUCAACCGAAACCAGAGGUUCCUGCUCAAACUAAAAAGCCAGCACAGCCAGCAGCUCAACAAGCGUCAGCUACUCAGACUCCACAAACUCAGCCAGCCCGUCACCAAGAUCCUCAGCAGCACAGCAAGCAACCAAAAGAUCCAAAGCAGAAACGCACUACGACGUCCCGUCCCGUAAGCUCAAAAAAGAGAAAUGAGCGACCGAAACGAGAAGCCACUCCGGUGCCGAAAGCAGUGGAAGAGUAA
Messenger RNA from Caenorhabditis briggsae, 1494 nucleotides. The record is from RefSeq and is a predicted model, not a curated record. The coding region runs from base 1 to 1494 and encodes 497 amino acids. The transcript has 3 exons. NCBI's taxonomy places the organism in Eukaryota, Metazoa, Nematoda, Chromadorea, Rhabditida, Rhabditidae.